Molecule: messenger RNA, 4246 nt
Organism: Trifolium pratense (red clover)
Lineage: Eukaryota; Viridiplantae; Streptophyta; Magnoliopsida; Fabales; Fabaceae
Product: scarecrow-like protein 14
Exons: 1
Coding region: 444-2630 (728 amino acids)
Biological process (GO): regulation of DNA-templated transcription
Cellular component (GO): nucleus
Molecular function (GO): sequence-specific DNA binding; DNA-binding transcription factor activity
Source: RefSeq, a predicted model, not a curated record
UUAAGGGAGUAGAAGAAGUGUGUAUGAAAUUUAGCAGCCACUAAAAUAAAUUUGGACCCGCAUUUUGACCCGGGGUCAGGAAAAAGAAAAUCCAGUCCAUGAAUGAACCACGUUGAAGUUGAAGUUGACGACGGGUCAUAAGAUUGAUCCUGUGAUCAUCUGUCACCGUUCAGUUUCUCACUCUUGUUAUUGCUCUCUCCACUAACUUCAUUAUGCUGAUUAGAUAUUUCUUUAAUAUUUAACAGAAUCAAAUAAAGAAUAUUUCACUUCUCAGAUUCUCAAAUCAAAGGUUCCUUUCCUUUCCUUCCUUCUUCUCUCAUCAACAAUUAUUAAAUAAUCACUUCAUACUAAUAAUAAUCACUUCCUUCAAUUUUAUCCCCAAAUCACUCAACCCUAGGGUUUCAUGAUUGAUCUUCUAUAAAAAGAGCUUAAUUUCUUCACAAAUGGAUCCUCGUUUCAGCUCCAAUUACACCAACGGUUUCAAAUCAAACCAAAUUCCAACUACACUCGAUGGAUUCAUAGAUAACCCUUUUCUUCAUCCACCAAAUGAUCCAAACACUGAAGAAGAUUCUCCAUUGGAUGAAACUGAUUUUUCUGCCACAGUUCUUCGUUACAUAAACCAAAUGCUUAUGGAAGAAGACAUGGAGAAAAAACCAUGUAUGUUUCAUGAUUCAUUGGCUUUACAAGCUGCUGAGAAAUCAUUCUAUGAAGUCAUUGGUGAGACAUACCCUUCUUCUAGUUCUAUUCAAAAUCAUCACAAUGUGGAUAGUCCUAAUGAUAGUAAUUUUAGUAGUUAUAGCAAUUGUGGUACAACUACUAGUAGUAGUAAUUCUGUUGAGUUUGAGUCUUAUUGGAGUAAUUUUGAUGUUUCUGAGUAUAAGCCUUCUAUACUGCAAACCGCGUUUCCUGCUGAUUUUGUUUUUCAGGCAAGUUCAAUGAAUGGUUAUGGUACUAGUACUACUAGUACUGGCAGUAGCAAUUUCGGUGUAACCAAUAGUGGAUUUUCGGUUAGUUCUAGGGAUGGAUUUCCUGAUUCGAACUUGUUUAGUAAGAGUGAGUCUGUACUGCAAUUUGAGAGGGGUGUGGAGGAAGCUAAUAAGUUUCUUCCGAAAGCGAAUCCCUUGGUUAUUGACUUGGAGAAUAACCACCCUUUUAUCCCUUCUUUUAGGAAGGUUCCUCAGGAGGUAGUGGUUAAGACGGAGAGUAGUGAGAGGGAGCAUUUUUCUGUUGAGUCUAGGGGGAGGAAGAAUCACGAACGGGGAGAUGAAACGGAUUUACAGGAUGAGAGAAGUAACAAGCAGUCGGCUGUUUACACUGAUGACAGUGAAAUAUCGGAGCUGUUUGAUAAGGUGUUGCUUGGCACAGGGUGCAGAAAGGAGGGAGAUCCUAAGGAAGAGAAGCCUAAUGAACAAGUUACGGGUGUGCAGCAGAAAGAAGAAGCCAACAAUUCUGGUGGUGGAAAGAGUCGUGCUAAGAAACAAGGCAACAAGAAGGGUGUUGUGGAUUUGAGGACAAUGUUGAUUCUGUGUGCACAAUCUAUUUCUUCUGAUGAUCGUGUAACUGCUAAGGAGUUAUUAAAGCAGAUAAGGCAACAUUCUUCUCCACUUGGUGAUGGAUCUCAGAGGCUGGCACAUUGCUUUGCAAAUGCCAUUGAAGCACGCUUGGCUGGCACUGGUACUCAGAUUUAUACUGCCUUAUACUCCAAAAGAAACUCUGCUGCUGACAUGGUGAAAGCUUAUCAAAUGUAUAUUUCAGCUUGUCCGUUCAAGAAGCUUGCUAUCAUUUUUGCAAACCAUACAAUUUUGAAUCUAGCCAAGGAAGUGGAAACUCUUCACAUUGUAGAUUUUGGCAUCCGUUAUGGCUUCCAAUGGCCUGCCCUUAUUUAUCGUCUAUCCAAACGACCAGGUGGACCUCCCAAACUGCGCUUGACAGGGAUAGAGCUCCCUCAACCUGGCUUCAGGCCUGCAGAGAGAGUCCAGGAGACAGGGCUUCGCCUGGCAAGGUAUUGUGAACGUUUUAAUGUUCCAUUUGAGUUUAAUGCUAUUGCACAGAAAUGGGAAACCGUCAAAGUUGAGGACUUGAAGAUACAGAAAAAUGAACUUCUUGUGGUGAAUUGUAUAUGUCGGUUUAAAAAUCUACUUGAUGAGACAGUAGUAUUGAAUAGUCCCAGGGAUGCUGUUUUAAAAUUAAUUAAGAAUGCAAAUCCCAAUAUCUUUAUACAUACUACUGUCAAUGGGAGCUAUAAUGCCCCAUUCUUUGUGACACGGUUCAAGGAGGCUCUUUUCCAUUACUCUACAAUGUUUGAUGUGCUUGACGUCAAUGUUGCUCGUGAAGAUCCAAUGAGGUUGAUGUUUGAGAAAGAGUUCUGGGGGCGGGAGGUAAUGAACACUAUAGCUUGUGAGGGUUCUGAGAGGGUUGAGAGGCCAGAGACAUACAAGCAAUGGCAGGUCCGGAACAUAAGGGCUGGAUUUAGGCAACUGCCCUUGGAUAAACAUCUCAUUAACAAGUUAAGAUGCAAGUUGAAAGAUGUGUAUCAUAGUGAUUUCAUGCUUGUUGAAGAUGGCAACUGCAUGCUGCAAGGUUGGAAGGGCCGAAUAGUGUACGCUUCAUCCUGUUGGGUACCUGCAUAGGCCUCGACAAUGCUUCUCAGGGAGUUUAGGAGUAGCAUUGCUUGAGUUUGUAGCAGGAAUCUGGCAAACAUAACUUGGACUUCUUAAUAGUUCUAGAAGCUGACCCCUGCCAAUGGAAUGGUAUAACACAGUUCAGUUUCAGUACCUGCAACAUUUUUAUUUGGUUAAGUUUGUGUAUAAUGUAACUAAUGCUAUGUAAAUGAUGUAUUUAGAUGCAUAUUAGUUUAACUUUUCCUGUAUUUGGCAGUCAUUAAAGAAGUGGAAUCUUGAGUAACAUGUAAGGUCUAAAAAUUGAGCUACCAUGAUAUAUUUUCUACUAAGUGUAUGUUUGGUUAUCAGUUGCAACGAGUAGAUGCAUGUCGAAAAAGGUCAAGCAUGAGUUUUCUUUUCUAAAUGGUGUUUGGGUGGUUGAAGAUAAAUCAAUUUCAACAACCCAAAAUCGAUUUCAACUGAAGCCAAUAUUCGUAGAUUUUCAUGGUGACUGCGCAAAUCGGUGCUUGCAAUUUUUUGUGGGAUUUGACAGUUAUUGAUGGAUAUAACAGUUACACAUCUUCUCUCUAUUCCUUUCUUGUCCUUGAUAAGUGUCAUCAAUAACUUCUACCAAUUUUGUGCUUUUUUACUAUUGGCAUCCCUAUGUCAUGAAUUCACCAACUUUCAAUCAUUGUUUUUGCAAAAUCCUCCAUUUGGUGAACUAUAAUUAAAUAUCAGAAUUUAUAUUACCAACUCUAUAUUACUGGCCUGAUAUGUAUUUGCUCUUAGAAGUUCUUUCAUUUUGCAACUAGUGGUAUUGGAGAGUUGCAGACAACAACUUCUUUAGAGGUAGGUAAACUUGAAAACUGCUCUGUUUAUAUUUUCUUCAUCUGUGAUAGUUUGCAAUAAUUUCUUUUUGGUGAUUGAUAAAGUGUAUUUUAUUUUAGGCUAAAUUGUGAUUUUUACCCCCUAAAUUUCAUAAUAGCAUUUUUGGUCUCCUAACUUUAGCCUCUUUUGCAAAAGGCUGGUCCCCAACUGAUUUGGCCUAGUCAACGCACACGUGAACAAUGACUCCAUAUCACGUCAGCAUGUCUUGCCGUCUAUGCAAUUAUUAAAAAACAAAAAUCAGCAUAAUUUAUACCUUCCAAAAAAAAAUUAGCAUAAUUUUUAAAGAAAAGCCAAUUUACCUAUUGUUGGUAAAAGAAACAAGUGUACCAAACCAUUUCAUUUGGUGGGGUAUCUAGAUGCUGUCUUCAAACAAAUCUAACAAACAUUGGAGACUUGUCUCACUCUUGACCACGUUGAAGAAGGAAAAAAGUUUUACCAACCGUAAAAAUGAUACACUGUACAUUGUUUGCCCAUCACGCCAAAUUCACAUGACUAUUGUCUUUGACUAUAGUAAUUUAGUGUCCACCUAUGUUUUAUCUUUUGACAACAUUGCCAUCAUGCUACUUCUUCGAAGAUCCGUGUAUUAUCCAUCUCAAAUAUUUGUAUUAUUAUAUGCUUUAGUCAAAGAUGCUAUAUGCUUUAGUCAAAGAGGCUGCUUCUCUAUAAAGAAUAAGCACCACAUCAUAACCAAACGAGAGCAUCUCUCUGAAUCUCCAAACUUCAAUAGAGCCCUUAUCUUGUAUCAAGCAACAACUCAG